AUGCGUUUCCUCCCCGCCGUCCUCACGGCUCUGGCCGCCCAGGGCGCCGUUGCCAGCUCCUGGUUCUCUAAGGCUGCUUACAACAAGUGGCACGAGACGGAGCUCGAGCGUUGGCUCUCCGACCACGACAUCCCCUACCCCACUCCCGCCGACCGCAAGGAUCUCGAGAAGCUCAUCGAGAACAACUGGAAUGACUACGUCGUCUCUCCCUACAACUCGUGGGACGCCGACAGCUUGCAGAAGUACCUCCAGACCAAGGGUGUCGAGACCGAGAACGCCGCCAAGGCCAACAAGGACUCUCUCGUCUCCCAGGUCCAGAGCACCUGGUAUGAGACUGGUGAUCAGGCUCAGAACGCCUACCUUAGCGUCAAGGACUGGAUCCUGGAUACCUGGACCGACAGCCAGCUGAAGGCUUUCUGCGAUAAGCACGACAUCCCUGUUCCCCAGCCCCGCCAGCGUGACACCAUUCUCUCCAAGGCUCGUUCCAGCUACGAGACCGUUGCUAAGAAGGCUGGCGAGACCGCCGCCUACCCCGGUAACUGGUUGUACGAGACUUGGUCUGAGUCUGAUCUCAAGGAGUGGCUCGACACUCACGGUUUCCCCGCUCCCCAGGUCACCAACCGCGACAAGCUCAUUGCCUCGGUUCGCCGCAACUCUCGCCUUGCUUACCUCAAGGCUCAGGAGCAGGCCGCCAGCGCCUCCGCCUCUGCCCAGCAAGCAUACGCCACUUUGACUGACAUGGUCAUCGACGCUUGGAGCGAGUCUCAGCUCAAGGAGUUCGCUGACAAGAACGGCAUUCCUGUUCCCCAAGGCACCAAGACCAACGAGCUCCGCGCUCUCAUCCGCAAGAACCGCGCCGACUUCCUCAACAGCAACGUUGCUGGCAAGGCCUCCAACGCCUUUGGUGCUGCGACUUCCAACGUCAACCAGGCUGCUGCUCAGGCUACCGAUGGUGCCUCUCGCGCCGCUCAGGAGGCAUUUAACGAGGCUGUUGGCACCUGGUCCGAGAGCCGUCUCAAGGCCUACCUCGACGCCCGUGGCAUUCCCGUUCCUCAGGGUUCCAAGACGGAUGAGCUCCGUGCUCUUGUCCGCAAGAACCAGCACAAGGCUGCUUCCGGCUGGUCUGCCUGGACCUUCGAUGAUUUCUCCGUUGAGAACCUCAAGAAGUACCUCUCUUCCAGCAGCGAUGCUACUGCCAAGAAGGCUGCUGAGAAGAAGGAUGCCUCCCGUGAUGAGCUCCUGAGCGCUGCUCAGUCUGCCUACAGCUCUGCUUCCUCUGCCGGCGGAACCAGCUACGCCUCCGUCACCAGCUACCUCAGUGCCGCCACCGACUCCGCCAAGUCGAGCGUCUUUGACACCUGGAGUGAGAGCGAACUCAAGUCUUACCUCGACAGCUACGGCGUCAAGGUUCCCCAGACUUCCACCGUCGAUGAACUCCGUGCCUACGCCCGCAAGCAGUACACGUACUUCAAGUACGGUACCUCCACUCCCUCUGAGACCCUUCUCGCUAAGAUCGAGGAGAACGCCAAGGGCGCCUGGAACUGGGUUACGAACCAGAUCGGUCUUGGUGCCGACGCUGCGCAGAAGAAGGCUGGCGAGGCCAAGGAGAAGGCCAAGCAGGAGUUGUAA
Colletotrichum chrysophilum is the source of this 1629-nucleotide messenger RNA. RefSeq lists its product as uncharacterized. The record is from RefSeq and is a predicted model, not a curated record. The transcript is spliced from 6 exons. NCBI's taxonomy places the organism in Eukaryota, Fungi, Ascomycota, Sordariomycetes, Glomerellales, Glomerellaceae. Bases 1 to 1629 code for a protein of 542 amino acids.